UUAUCUUUUAAUUGUGUAACGGUUUUUAGUUUUUACAUUGGCCAUAAUAAGUUAUUAGUAUAAUUUACUGGCUGUUUUUAGUGUACUACUACAGUUGAUGAAUUGUAUUAUCUACUUUUAAGUUCUUAAGACGAGAUUAUUGCAAUUCACAUCGAUUAUUGUUGGACUAAAAUUUCGCAAACAUGUCGAACGGUUUUAUUGAUAUUCCUGAUCCACGAUCGCCGACUGCAGAUUUUUCCAGAACUCCAUUACGGGUAAGAUCAGUAUUUGAUAAAGAACUUAAUAUCAUAUCGCCCGUCACGGUCGACUCAUUUAUCGAAAUGCCACCAAGUGAUCCAGUAACGUCUACGCCAACUCAACAGAACGACUUGGCCGACACUGACGAUUCUUUUCACUCUGCGGUCGGGGAAAGUGACACGGACCCUUUGCUAAAUGGCCUUAUCACCCCAGACGUUAAAGACAAGACUAAAUCACUAAGAAAAGCAUUAGGGUGCAUCCAAAAUCGGCUGUCUGAAACACCCAAGUCCGACUUGCGACGUAAGCUGUGGCGCAACAUGGAAGAGGAACGAGUAAAAAAAGGUGUGAAUAUUGGAGCUGAAAACACACCACCUUUACCGUUUAAUGAUAUCACUGCAUCAGCACCUCCUAAAUUAUACCGGCACAGGAAAUAUACAUAAGUUUUAAACGAUCAGUCAUACAUGAUUAUAAUUUUAUGCUGUAUUUAAUUAUUGCUUUUUUUUUUUUUUAAUUAUUAAUUGGGUAAUCCUGUUUUAUUUGAGUUUAUUUUUUUGCACAUUGCACACAGCGAUUUACUUUUACUGGAUUGUCUUUUUUUAAAUUUUAAUUGUCAUUUAAUAAUAUACCAUACCUAUAUUGUGACCAAGUAGUAUAAAGCAGCAAUAUUACCUAUUUUAUGUAUUUUAUGGUAAUGCCAAUUUAAUAGUAAUAAUACACGAGAAUUUUGAAAUAACUCAAUUACUCCUAUAGGAUAACCUAAGGAUAAAUUUUAAUUUUGAGUUCAGUAAAUUAGACCUUCCAUUUUAUUUGUUGAUGUGAUAUAUUUAUAAAAUAACUGUUGGUAUGGAAAAAUAUACAAUUUGUAUUCCAA
Molecule: messenger RNA, 1108 nt
Organism: Adelges cooleyi (spruce gall adelgid)
Lineage: Eukaryota; Metazoa; Arthropoda; Insecta; Hemiptera; Adelgidae
Exons: 3
Coding region: 183-677 (164 amino acids)
Source: RefSeq, a predicted model, not a curated record